Molecule: messenger RNA, 5739 nt
Organism: Acipenser ruthenus (sterlet)
Lineage: Eukaryota; Metazoa; Chordata; Actinopteri; Acipenseriformes; Acipenseridae
Product: protein flightless-1 homolog
Exons: 30
Coding region: 242-3928 (1228 amino acids)
Biological process (GO): actin filament severing; barbed-end actin filament capping; myofibril assembly
Cellular component (GO): actin cytoskeleton; nucleus; cytoplasm
Molecular function (GO): actin filament binding; phosphatidylinositol-4,5-bisphosphate binding
Source: RefSeq, a predicted model, not a curated record
CUAUCUUAGGGGACCGCAUGAAACGGGUUGUAUUAAACGGAAGAGCUCGAAACUUUAUUGGGCGUUAGCAAGUGUGCGGUGUCUCUGUUUGCACUGAGGCCCACGCCAGAUUGGCAUGACCGGGGAGCCGUGUCUGUAGAGAAUUAUUCAAUAUUUAAACCCCCCAGGUUUUAAUAGACGCCUGUCUUUCACGAUACCUACCUAGCAAAAGGGAGGUUAUUUUCCUGAGCACGUCAAGUCUAUGACCAGCCUGCGGUGGCUGAAACUCAACAGGACUGGGCUCUGUUAUCUGCCAGAAGAGCUCGCCUCCCUCCAAAAACUGGAACAUUUAUCAGUAAGCCACAACAGCCUGACCACUCUACAUGGAGAGCUCUCCAGCCUUCCUUGUCUCAGGGCAAUUGUGGCCCGAGCAAACAACCUGAAGAACUCUGGAGUUCCUGAUGACAUUUUCCAACUGGAUGACCUCUCUGUGCUGGAUUUGAGCUACAACCAGCUGACUGAAAUCCCCAGAGACCUAGAGAAUUCCAAGACCAUGCUGGUACUAAACCUCAGUCACAAUGGCAUUGACAACAUCCCAAACCAGCUGUUCAUCAACCUGACUGACUUGCUGUAUCUGGACCUGAGUGACAACAAGCUGGAAAGCCUGCCUCCGCAGAUGAGACGCCUGGUCCACCUGCAGACGCUCGUACUAAACAACAACCCCCUAAUGCACGCCCAGCUCAGACAGUUGCCUGCUAUGGUUGCACUCCACACCCUCCACUUGAGGAACACGCAGCGCACCCAAAGUAAUCUGCCAACGAGCCUCGAGGGGCUGACCAACCUAGCAGAUGUUGACCUGUCCUGCAAUGAUCUGAGCAGAGUCCCUGAGUGUCUGUACACUCUGACCAGCCUGAAACGUCUGAAUUUGAGCAGCAACCACAUUUCCGACCUCUCUCUGUGCAUUGACCAGUGGACUCAAAUGGAAACCCUUAACUUGUCUCGGAACCAGCUCGCCUCUCUGCCUUCUGCUAUCUGUAAGCUAACUAAGUUGAAGAAGCUCUACAUGAACUCGAACAAGCUGGACUUUGAUGGGAUCCCAUCAGGGAUUGGCAAGUUGGUCAGCCUGGAGGAGUUCAUGGCGGCUAACAAUAACCUGGAGCUGGUUCCCGAGGGCCUGUGCAGGUGUGGCAAGCUAAAGAAAAUGGUUCUCAAUAAGAAUCGUCUCGUCACAAUGCCAGAGGCUGUUCAUUUUCUUCCAGAUCUUGAGGUCCUAGAUGUGCGAGAGAAUCCAAAUUUGGUGAUGCCUCCUAAACCAGUGGACAGGACAGCUGAAUGGUACAAUAUCGACUUCUCCCUUCAAAACCAGCUCCGAUUGGCUGGGGCGUCUCCUGCCACAGUGGAAGCAGCUGGAGGAGGGAGCGCCAGCAGAGACCCUCUGGCCAGAAAGCUGCGUCUGCGGAGAAGGAAGGACUCGAGCCAGGACGACCAAGCCAAGCAGGUCCUGAAAGGCAUGUCCGAUGUGGCACAUGAUAAGAACAAAGCGAUAGAGGAGAAUGGGGAUAUGAAAUACACAGACCUGAAGACGCGGCGCUGGGACAAGAGCCUGGAGAAACCUCAGCUGAAUUAUUCAGAGUUCUUCACGGAGGAUGUGGGCCAGAUCCCAGGACUCACUGUGUGGCAGAUUGAGAAUUUUGUUCCAAUGCAGGUGGAGGAAGCAUUCCUGGGGAAAUUCUAUGAAGCGGACUGUUACAUUGUACUGAAGACAUUCCUAGAUGAGAACAGUUCCUUGAACUGGCAGAUCUUUUACUGGAUCGGACAGGAGGCCACUAUGGAUAAGAAGGCUUGCUCAGCCAUCCACGCUGUCAAUCUGCGCAACUACCUGGGAGCGGAGUGCAGGACCAUCCGAGAGGAGAUGGGGGACGAGAGCGAGGAGUUCAGCGUGGUGUUUGACAACGAGAUUUCAUACAUCGAAGGAGGAACGGCUAGUGGUUUCUUUACAGUGGAAGACACACAAUACGUCACCAGGCUGUAUCGCAUUUAUGGCAAAAAGAACAUAAAACUGGAAUCUGUUCCCCUGAAAGCUGCUUCCCUGGACCCACGCUUUGUGUUUCUUCUGGACAAUGGCCUGGAGAUCUUCAUUUGGAGGGGAGCUCAGGCCACUCUGAGCGGAACCACAAAAGCCAGGCUGUUUGCUGAGAAGAUCAAUAAGAAUGAGCGGAAGGGGAAGUCUGAGAUCACGGUGCUGGUUCAGAACCAGGAGACCCCGGAGUUCUGGGAGCUCUUGGGAGGACAGCCGGAGGAAAUCAAGAAGCACGUACCUGAUGACUUCACACCCGUCCGACCUAAACUGUACAAGGUUGGUCUUGGCCUUGGCUACCUGGAGCUCCCUCAGAUUAACUACAAGCUGUCUGUGGAACACAAGAAGAGGCCAAAGAUUGACCUUCUACCAGAGAUGAGACUGCUGCAGACCCUUCUGGACACUAAGGUGGUGUAUAUUCUGGACUGCUGGUCGGACGUGUUCAUCUGGAUCGGACGCAAGUCCCCCAGGCUGGUCCGGGCAGCAGCUCUGAAGCUGGGGCAGGAGCUGUGCAGCAUGUUGCACCGGCCCAAGCACGCCAUGGUCACCCGCAACCUGGAGGGAACAGAGUUUCAGGUGUUUAAAUCCAAGUUUAAGAACUGGGAUGACGUGCUGAAUGUGGAUUACACCAGGAACGCAGAGAAGGUGCUGCAGAAGGAGGGGCUGUCAGGGAAGGUUAAGAAGGACACAGAGAAGAAAGACCAGAUGAAAGCAGACCUGACUGCAUUGUUCCUCCCUCGGCAGCCAGCCAUGCCUCUGACGGAGGCAGAGCCGCUGAUGGAAGAGUGGAAUGAGGACCUGGAUGGAAUGGAAGGCUUCGUUCUGGAAGGGAAGAAAUUUGCUCGCCUGCCCGAAGAAGAGUUUGGCCACUUCCACACUCAGGACUGUUACGUCUUCCUCUGCAGAUACUGGGUGCCGGUGGAGUAUGAGGAUGAUAAGGACAAGGAGAAGGCUGAGAAGAGGGGCGGGGAUGAUGAAGACAGGCAGCAGGAAGAGGAUUUCCAGUGUGUGGUGUACUUCUGGCAGGGCCGGGAGGCUUCCAACAUGGGCUGGCUCACCUUCACUUUCAGUCUGCAGAAGAAAUUUGAGAGCCUGUUUCCUGGCAAGCUGGAGGUUGUACGAAUGACCCAGCAGCAGGAAAACCUGAAGUUCCUGUCUCAUUUCAAGAGAAAGGUCAUCAUUCACAAAGGAAAGAGAAAGCAGAGGGAUGACAGCGUGCAGCCCAGCCUGUACCACAUCCGGACGAACGGAAGUGCGCUCUGCACCAGGUGUAUCCAGAUCAAUACGGAUUCCAGCUUCCUCAAUUCGGAGUACUGCUUCAUCCUAAAGGUGCCGUUUGAGAGUACAGACAACCAAGGUAUCGUGUACACCUGGGUGGGCCGGGCUGCGGAUCCAGACGAGGCUAAGCUUGCUGAAGACAUCAUGAACAGCAUGUUCGAUGAUACUUACAGCAAACAGGUGAUAAAUGAAGGAGAGGAGCCUGAGAAUUUCUUCUGGGUCGGCAUUGGAGCACAGAAACCUUACGAUGAGGAUGCGGACUUCAUGAAAUACGCAAGACUCUUCAGGUGUUCCAAUGAGAAGGGAUAUUUCUCUGUCUCUGAGAAGUGUUCUGAUUUCUGUCAAGAUGACCUCGCUGAUGAUGACAUCAUGCUUUUAGACAAUGGGAAAGAGGUUUACAUGUGGGUUGGAACUCAGACCAGUCAAGUGGAGAUUAAAUUGAGUUUGAAAGCUUGUCAGGUUUACAUACAGCACAUGCGAUCCAAGGACUCUGAGCACCCCAGGAAGCUGAGGCUGGUGCGCAAGGGGAACGAGCCUCACAAUUUCACCCGCUGCUUCCAUGCCUGGAGUGUCUUCAGGAAACCCCCUGCAUAAGCGCUUUAACAUUGUUUGGGGGGAUGCUCUGUGCUGGAGCGGUUCUCUCUAAUUUACCAGGUUUGAUUGGACAUUAUGAAGGCAGACUUAAUACAUUUCAAUACGUCUCAUCCGUGUAGCAGGGUGAAUCGGGUUGUUUGUUACAGCUUUUGGAUGUUUAUUGUUAAGCUGUAGUGCAGCAUUACAUAGCUACAAGAAUCUCAGAUAUCAACAAAUAAAAUACAAAUUAAAACCACAAAGUACAGUAGAUGGCCUUGCAACCCUGACAUGCUGGAAAUGAGGAUAAGGGUUCAUUUAAUUACACUGAAGAAUUCUAGCCAAUUUUGAAUACUUUGAAGCUAAACAAAAUAAAUUAAUCUAUACUUGAAGAACACAUUCAUAUUUUGCAUUCUUCUAACUUAGUACCUUCUCUCCUGUUCUGUUUUUAAAUGUAAAAUAUGUAAGUGGGGUAUUGUGUGCAGAGGAAACGAAAUAAUGCACCAAAAAAUUAAAAUGUUGUUUUUAAAGAAGCUGCAUUUUGUUCUGCUCAUCAUAUGUCCUUCAACAAUCAAACUGCAACAGCAAAAGCUUCACUUAGAGACCAAUAAUAAAAAGUUAGAUGUAAGCACAACAUGCUGUACAUAAACAGCUUAUUUAUUCAACAAUUGAUAUUCCAAGGCUUUUUUUUAUGUAUUGGUAUUGUUUUAUGUAUUGGUAUUGUUUUAGUUAAAUAUUUGAAGACUAACUAUGGAAUAGAAAAGUACUGCAUAACUAGAAGUGUUUCUAUCCCCCUUUUCAGUCCAGUAUUGGAUGAAUGUUUGUUUUAUGUGAAACUGUUCCUAAAACAUGUUUCUGUAUACUGUGCCAGCUUCCCAGAAUUGUGGUCAAGCUGUUUUCCUUUUGAUCACGCCGAUGCCAGCUUGACCACAUCAGCGUGCAGUUCAUCAAUGUUAAGUUACAAAAGUUCCUUUUUUUUUUUUUAAAGAUGGUUGAUUUUUAUUUGUUUUUUCUUUAAUACCAGUUGGCAAUGGUUAGCAGUAGACUUGACGGGGUAGCUGAUUCAGAAUAUACUUCUCACCACUAAAGGUCCUAUUGGGUUUUGUGUUGCUCUCUUACCUUUUUUAAAAAGUAGAACUACUGAAAAAGCUGGUAUUGAUUUCUUUUACUAUGCAGGGAUUGCUGUGGCCGCUGCAAAGUCAAAUAACAGACCAUGUCUUUAUAGAGCGUCGUCUUGAUAAUUCAGUAAAAGGCUCUUAACACCUUUUCUGUCUUCACAUUUCAUAGCAAUUGCAAUAAUUUAAAAGUACUCCUGUGCCUAAACACUUCCUUUCUAAACCAGGAGUAAUUAAUAGUGAUGCUUCAUAUAGUAAAUCAAAGUUAAUGGUCAAUUGCUUCAGCAGUUUCUAGAAUGACUUGUGGAUGGGUGUUUCCCUGUAUAGUUAAAUUAGGAAAGAGUCUAUCUGAACCUGGAACAAUGGCUGAGGUAUUGAUAUGUAUGAACUCUGCAGAUGGUAGAGUGGUAGGCUACUGUGUAUUAAAAUGAGCAAUGUAAUCCUGAGGUUAUACUACAUUAUUACUUUUUUAUAUUCCUGUUUUAACUGUUUUCCUUGCGAAGUGUUUUGUGCUGGUCAAGGUACCCUCUCACGUGUUGAAUGCUAUUCAAAAUGAAACUUGGAAUUUGUCCAAUGUUUGGGAAAUGUUUGUUUUCCUAUUGCUGCAUCAGCUUGUUGUUUGCACUUGCCUAUUCUGCAAUAUUACUGGGAGAUGAGGUGGAAAGUAUCGUACCUGUAUUUAUGCAUUUUGUAUUUCAAUAAAAUUGCACAUCACAUUUA